AUGCCUCCGACUGCUGGAACAUUUUCAAUUCCAGCCACACAGACCGCUGUUAUGCAAUAUCCGGCCAGCAACGCUCCACUCUACAACGAGAAUUCCGGGCGCCUCAAACGGAAACGUAGCCCGAGGGAGCUUCGUGGGGUCAGUUUGAUGGGCGACGAGCUGGUCCUCUCUCAAACAGCUGGAGAAAUCAGUAUGAAACUGAGUGCUUUGGCAAAUCAACUCUCAAAUGACCCUGCCGAGAAUCAUGCUUAUCAGCUACGAAUGUAUCCAUAUACGCUCGAGCGGGCAGCUCGGCUCAACAUUGCAAUGGUGGAUUAUGACAAUGCCCUCUCACGCGCAGAGCAGGCUUACAAUGACGAGAAGACGCGUGUAGAGGAGGAAUGGGUGAAUGCAAAGGCGAGACUCCGUACAAGACUACUCGAAGGCAUUGAAGAGCGGAGACGACGAGCUCGAGAGGAAAAGGAUGCAGAAACCGCGACUGGUGAGCUCAUUAUGGAUGCACAAGCACGGCCACAUAUCACUCGCAAAGUCAAGGAGAAGAUGGUCGCAGCGGGCAAUUCCUCCCCUCGGCCAACCACGCCUUCAUUGACCAGUAUUGACCAUACACUUCGUGUCGAUGACAUCACCACACCGUUUCCUCUUGCGCUCUCUUCUGUUCAACUACCUCCUCCUUUGACCCCGGCUCCUCCUGUUGGUGGAAGGCGGAAGGGCAAAGGAGGAGGUCAGGCGCAGGCUUUAAUCGCAAAGGGCCUACCCUCAUGGCACCAUCUCACUGAAGUCAAAGAGUCGGAGAAGGAUAUGGACCUGGGUGAGAUUCGACGAGCAGCCAAGAGGAAACGAGGAAAUGUACGGUGA
This is a messenger RNA of Serendipita indica DSM 11827, 855 nucleotides long. The record is from the annotation of a GenBank genome assembly. Lineage: Eukaryota; Fungi; Basidiomycota; Agaricomycetes; Sebacinales; Serendipitaceae.